CAAGAACAACAACCACAACGAGCGGAAAAGAGAGGGCAAAAAGUACAGAGCCACAGACAUGAAGGAGUACAGCAAGACAAAGGACACAGCACACAGGACCCUGCCAGACCGCAAUUGAGGGAUAUACACAUAUAUAGAUAGAUAUUUAGAUACGCCAUAAAGAUAGAGAAGGGCAGCUGCAAUUUAUAUAGAGAUCUGCAGAUACAGCCACAGAAAUCAAUUGCCCCAAAAAAGGAUUUAAACUCAAAGGAGAGUGGGGCAAGCAGCAGCAGUGGCACAGCAGCAGCAGCAGCAGCAACACGACACCCAAAGGAGGCUGUAAUGACGACAAUUGACGCGAUGUAGCGCAGACUUAUGGUCGGCGAACGCGACAGGGACCGUGAGGCGGUACGCUGGGCAACGGGUGAAUUAACACCGCUUCAACACAAUAAUGGAGUAUUACAAAUGGUCGGGCAAUUGCAUGGUGGACAGGCUGCUGGCCAACAACAGCAACAACAACAACAACAGCAACAAUCGAACCAACAGCUGCAGCAAUCAAAGCAGCAACAGCAGCAGCAACAGCAACAACAACAACAGUUGCAACAGGAUCUGCUCUAUCAGCAACAUCACGAGGCAAUUGCACGCGGACUGCAGCUUGCAGCUACAGCUACCGGACCUGCCGACAUCGGCGAUAAUCAGCCCUACUACGAUACAAGCGGUAAUGUCGAUUGGGAGAGAUCAGCGAUGGGAACCGGUGGAGCUAGUGCAUAUGGUGGCAUCGGCCUCGGAUCUGUGGCAGCAGCUGGCUGCCCUGCUUAUAACAUUGGGCCAAGUGCUGCCGGCGGCCCAAUGGUCCUCAACAAUCGCCACAUGGAUUAUGCUGAUGGCAGCCACCCUGCUGGCCCAUCCGCCCCAGCAUCAUCCAUCGGCGGUGUUGGCAUCCUGGGAGCUAUUGCUCCAUCUACUGCUGCAGGACUUGGCGGCGGAGGCGGGUCCGUACAGGGAUCGGUAUCCGGAUCGGGUGGCGGCGGCGGCGGUGGCGGUGCCAUUGGCAAGGAAGUUCGUUACGCUCCAUUCCCAGUUACAUCACCAACGCAUUCAAAUCCCACAACUUCCCAGCAGACUCUGGCGGCAGCUCAACAGCAGCAGCAGCAACAACAGCAGCAGCAGCAAAUGGCACUCGCUGGGUCAUCCGGUGGUGGUGGAGCCAGCGGCGUCCCAGGUGGUGGCAGCAUUGGCGGCCCCGCUGGCGGUUCCACAUCUAAUGCCGGCGUCAGCGGCAUUGGCGUUGGCAUUAGCAUUGGCGUCGGCGGUAUUAGCCAAAGCAACACUACCACCGGUGCACUACAGCGGACACAUUCCAGAUCCAUGUCCUCCAUACCGCCCCCCGAGCCGUUCAUGAUAGCCCAAUCGAAGGCACUGAACAGCCGCGUCUCCAUCAACGUUGGCGGCGUCAAGCAUGAGGUGCUGUGGCGAACGCUGGAGCGGUUGCCACAUACGCGGCUGGGGCGGCUCAGGGAGUGCACCACCCACGAGGCCAUCACAGAGCUGUGCGACGAUUAUUCGCUCGUCGAUAACGAGUACUUCUUCGACCGCCAUCCGAAGAGCUUCAGUUCGAUUCUGAACUUCUAUCGCACCGGGAAGCUGCACAUUGUGGACGAGAUGUGCGUGCUUGCGUUUAGUGAUGAUCUGGAGUACUGGGGCGUUGACGAACUGUAUCUGGAGUCGUGCUGUCAGCACAAGUACCAUCAGCGCAAGGAGAAUGUCCAUGAGGAGAUGCGCAAGGAGGCCGAAUCGCUGCGUCAGCGGGAUGAGGAGGAAUUUGGCGAAGGUAAAUGCGCCGAAUAUCAAAAGUAUCUGUGGGAGCUGCUCGAGAAACCGACAACAAGCUUCGCGGCACGGGUUAUCGCAGUGAUAUCCAUACUAUUCAUAGUCCUGUCUACCAUAGCCCUGACGUUGAACACCCUACCACAACUACAACACAUUGACAACGGUACACCACAGGAUAAUCCGCAAUUGGCAAUGGUUGAGGCCGUGUGUAUCACGUGGUUCACUCUAGAGUACAUACUUAGGUUUAGCGCCUCGCCGGACAAGUGGAAGUUCUUUAAGGGCGGCCUUAACAUAAUCGACCUAUUGGCAAUACUCCCAUACUUUGUUUCGUUAUUUCUAUUGGAAACGAAUAAGAAUGCAACGGACCAGUUCCAGGAUGUGCGCCGGGUGGUGCAAGUAUUUCGCAUUAUGCGCAUCCUGCGAAUCCUUAAGCUGGCCCGUCACUCAACGGGCCUGCAGUCGUUAGGCUUUACGCUGCGUAACUCAUAUAAGGAACUCGGUCUACUAAUGCUGUUCCUGGCCAUGGGCGUUCUCAUAUUUUCUUCGCUGGCAUAUUUUGCCGAAAAGGAUGAAAAGGAUACAAAAUUCGUUUCAAUACCGGAAACAUUUUGGUGGGCGGGUAUUACAAUGACAACUGUUGGCUACGGGGACAUCUAUCCCACAACUGCACUGGGAAAGGUUAUUGGUACUGUGUGUUGCAUAUGCGGUGUUCUGGUAAUCGCUUUGCCUAUUCCCAUCAUCGUUAACAAUUUUGCUGAAUUUUAUAAGAAUCAGAUGCGACGCGAAAAGGCCCUCAAGCGCCGUGAGGCACUCGAUCGCGCCAAGCGUGAGGGCAGCAUUGUCUCCUUUCAUCAUAUCAAUCUGAAAGAUGCCUUUGCCAAGUCCAUGGAUCUCAUCGAUGUGAUUGUCGACACAGGCAAGCAGACGAAUGUCGUGCAUCCGAAGGGCAAAAGACAGAGCAACCCCAAUAUAGGCAGGCAAACACUCGAUGUGCAGAGCGCUCCAGGCCACAAUAUAUCGCAGACGGACGGGAACAGCACCGAAGGUGAUUCGACCAGCGUUAGCCGCAAUCCGGCAACCACCGGCACCGGCUGCUACAAGAACUACGAGCACGUAGCCAACAUGAGAAACAGUCUGCAACAUCGUCGCGGAUCCAGCUCUGAGCAGGAUGCUGUGCCGCCGUACAGCUUCGACAAUCCCAAUGCCAGACAGACCUCAAUGAUGGCCAUGGAGAGCUACAAAAAGGAACAGCAAGCGCUGCUCCAGCAGCAACCGAAGCCCCCACAGAUGCCGCCUGCCACAGCGGGAGUAGGAGUGGCUGCAGCAGGAGUAUCUGCCACAGGUGGCGGUGUUGCCAAUAAUCUGGCCAUGGUGGCUGCCUCGAGUGCAGCAACGGCAGUGGCCACGGCCAGCAGCAGCAGCCCCCCCGAUGGUGCCCAGGCGGAGGAUGACAUGACAAGUGCAUCGAACCAGAAGGGUCUGCCCAUUCAGAUGAUGAUAACGCCCGGGGAAGUGGCCGAACUGCGACGCCAAGUGGCGCUCGAGAAUCUGCAGAAUCAGCGCAUGGACAACCUGGAGCAGGAUGUGCCCGUGGAGUUCGAGUGCUGCUUCUGCACCACCAAGGACUUCAAGGAGUACACCGACGCAGAGGGGGUGAUCGCGCUGCCCACUUCGGACUUCCACAAGCCGAUCUGCCUGGAGAUGCGUCUGGCGGCGGCCAAUCGGCAGGCCAACCAGUUCGGCCUGCUUGCCCCCCAACUGGCCCCACCGCCACACAGCUACCAGCGCCACCAGGCGGUGGGCGUGGGUCCGCUGAUGUCCCUGCCACCGCCACCGCCCGCCGCUGGCAUCCUGCUGCCCGUGUACACCAGCACCAGUGGCAGUGGCAGUGCCAUGCCCAUCAUCUCGCAGUCGUCGUCCACAUCGUCGUCGUAUGGCACCACCACCUCGACGACCAUUGCCCUGCCCCUGGACGCGUCCAUGCGCUUCGGUGCGACCAUCUCCAGUGCCGCCAAUUUCAACCACAACUACAACAACAACUUCAACACCACCACCACAGUGGGCGCUGCUGGCGGCAUGGGCGGCGCCAAUGGUCUGCUCCUGUUUGGGGGAAACUUCAGCAGCCACUACGGGGCGGGCAGCGGCAGCGGCAGCAGCAACAACAACAACAAUGCGGACCUGGCCAGCGUCGACAGCUCCGACACGUACGCCAGCUGCCAGACGCAUCCGUUCCUGUCGCAGGGCGACCUCACGGCGGACUUCAACGACGAGGCCUGUGCCCUGGACAUCGACAUGGACAAUCUGUACAUAAAUCCGCUGGAGCGCGAAGGCCACCACCACCACCACCACCACCAUGGCAUCAGCAGCUCGACGGGCUUCAUUGUGGGCCUGCCAGCCACCAUCUCCUCCUCCUCGUCGGCGACGGGUCUACGCGCUCAGGUGAAGAAGAGCGCCUCGGGGGACACGGCGCUGCGCAACCUGGCCGCCGGUGGCGGAGGAAUGAGUCCUCUGGACGAUGUCUACCAGAACUUCGAUGUCCAGGAGCGUGGCAGCCGCGUCAGUCUCAACGAGAACUCUGUGCCAAAGCACCGCAAGACGCGGUUCCAGCAAAGCUUCACCGCGAUGCGGCCCAGUCCGAGCGGCGGCAGUGUGGCACGUCCGCGUGCCCGCUUCGAGGACACCAGGCUGGACGACGAUGCGUGUGGCCGGCUGGAUGGAUCCGGCGGAUUGGGUAGCAGUUCUGCGGCCAGCGGAAGUGCUGCCGCCGGCGGGGGCCCAAAGAAGAAGCGUUCGGUAUUCACGCCGGGCAAGAGCUUAGCCACUGCCACCAAACUGAUCAAUCAGCAUUUGUUUGGCAUUCAGAAUGCCGGCUCCAAAGCCAAGUUCGAGAGCAAGCAUUCCUCAUCAAUAGACUCGAUUGAUGCGUCACCCAAUCUGGAGCAUCACAGGCGCUCCAAGUCGAUACUGAAAAACAAGUCUGAUAUCUCACGCGUCCUGUCCGAUCCGGAGAGCGAGCGCCUCCUGGCGGACAACAUGUCCGGCUCGGGCGUCUCCGACAACGGCACUGUUAUGGGCGAAUCUGGCAGCGAUUACUCACCGAAUAAAUUACCUCAUUCAGUUUUAGCCAAGUCUAUAUCCCCACCACCCCUCAGGCACCGUACCCUAAUGCACCAACGCUCAGGACCUGCGACAUUGCAAUCAUCAUCAUCAUCAUCGAAACCAACCAAGUUCCAGACUCCGCGCUAUCCCGAGGAGCAGGCCCUGCGCCAGGUGAAGCCGCUCCUCUCACGCUCCAGCAGUGCGGCAGCGUCGCAGGCUGCCGCUGGCUCCACGGAUGGACAUCACACCAGGGACAGCAGUCUGGACUCCACAGACACCAACAGAAACACCACAAAAAACACCUCAUCAUGGAAGAGUGACAGGCGAGCAAGAAGCUACUCCGAGACGACCUUCACCUCGCCAGUGAGCAGUCGAGCAGGAGAGGAGAUCGCUGCCGCCACUGUCACUGCUGCUGCUGCUCUGCCCUACACAGAGGAUCGCCAAGCUGAUGCUGAUGCUGAAGCCGAGGCCGAGGCCGAAGCUGAGGCCGAAGGUGAAGCAGAAGCCAAUGAUGAGCAACGGGCGCUGCUUCAGCGACGGGAUGGUGCCGAUACCAGCGGAGAUGGCCAUGCCAGGGGCGGCGAUCCCACGUAGCAAUUAGUUAACACAAACACAAACACAAACACAAAAACAACAAACACAACAAACAGAAACAGAUACAAAAGGGAAAACUCAAAGUGAUAGCAAAGUUAGCAAACAUGGAAUGUGAAUUAUAUAAAAGCAAUGAACAGUAUCCUAGUCUAGUGAGAUGGAGUGGAGAUGCAGGAGAAGUAGGAGGAGAGACCCGUGUAGAGAUGAAACGCACGACUCGCAGGAGGAUCGUCGCUGAGCCGAAGGGAGUAUAGCAUUAGGAAUACAACAUUAUAUACAUACAUACAAGACAAUAGUAAUACUACUUACUACUGCUGAUGAUAACGCUUAAACGAAUUGUAUGUAAUAAUGUGUAAAUAAUAGCAAAGAGCCAAUCCAAAGCAGAGUAGAG
Messenger RNA from Drosophila obscura, 5890 nucleotides. It is a transcript of the gene Shab, whose product is annotated as potassium voltage-gated channel protein Shab. Gene Ontology annotation, molecular function: protein binding; delayed rectifier potassium channel activity. The transcript is spliced from 12 exons. Gene Ontology annotation, cellular component: membrane; voltage-gated potassium channel complex. Gene Ontology annotation, biological process: protein homooligomerization; potassium ion transmembrane transport. The record is from RefSeq and is a predicted model, not a curated record. Lineage: Eukaryota; Metazoa; Arthropoda; Insecta; Diptera; Drosophilidae. The coding region runs from base 355 to 5502 and encodes 1715 amino acids.